AUGGCAGCACCACCUACCCCACAAGAGGGAGCUUCACAAACACGACCACCACUGUUCAAUGGAAAAUAUUAUGGAUGGUGGAAAAAUCGUAUGAUGGACCAUCUUAUUGGCGAAAACCCUGAUCUAUGGGGAGUAAUUCUAGAUGGCCCAACCAUACCUAUGAAAACCGCAACUGAUGGAAUCACCAAAAUCCCAAAGGAAAGAAAAGAAUGGAAUUUUGAAGACAAGCUUGCAAUUCAAAACAAUGCCAAAGCCAAGAAAAUUCUGAUAUGUGGCAUAGGACCAGACGAAUACAAUCGAAUCUCGUCAUGUCAAGAUGCCAAAGCCAUAUGGGAAACACUGCAAACAGCUCAUGAGGGAACAACGCAAGUCAAGAAGUCUAAAAUUGAUAACUUGAACAGGCAAUAUCAGCUGUUUAGGAUGGCAGAAGGAGAGACUAUUCAAGACAUGCACACCAGGUUCACCUCCAUCAUCAAUGAGAUGUACUCUUUAGGAGAGAUAGUGCCUAACGGAAAAGCAGUAAGGAAACUCUUGAGUGUCCUUCCUAAAACUUGGGAAAGAAAAGUCGAGGAUAUCACUGAAGCCCGCGACCUAGACUCACUGGGAAUGGAUGAGUUAAUUGGUAAUCUCAUCACAUACGAACUUAAGAAAAACCAAGAAAAGAAAAUUGGAGGAAAAAGAAAGGAAAGGAACCUGGUUCUAAAGGCUACUGCAUCAGAUGAUUUUGAAGAUGAAAAUAUUGCCCUCAUAACUAAAAGGUUCACUAGAAUGCUAAAGAGAGGGCAGACCUUUCAAAAGAAAGCUUUUCAAAAACCAUCUGAAAACACUAAAGACCAGGUUUGUCAUAAGUGUGGGAGUCCAGAUCACUUCAUCAAAUUCUGUCCACUUUGGGCCUUAGAGCAGAAAAAGGCAAACUUUGAGAAGGGCAAAGACAUCAAAAAGGAUAAGUCUGUCCCCUCAAACAGAAGAAUGACGACUCAAGAGGCAGAUAUGUCAAUGAAGAGGGCCUUUGCAGCAAUGGGAAAUUCAUUUGAGGAAGAGUUUGAGGGUGAUGAUACAGAAAAUCAGUCUCUUCUUGCACUAGAACAAGAAGAUGAUUAUGACUUUCUUGCCCUUGUAGCAGUGGAAACCAAGGAAGAAAAGGAAACCUGCAGAUCACAAGAAACCAUACUAGCACUCAUGGAUGGAUCAGAUUCUGAAGAUGAUGAAGAAGAUGACAAUCAAAGCAAG
Messenger RNA from Solanum lycopersicum (tomato), 1230 nucleotides. Lineage: Eukaryota; Viridiplantae; Streptophyta; Magnoliopsida; Solanales; Solanaceae. The record is from RefSeq and is a predicted model, not a curated record.